This is a messenger RNA of Kuraishia capsulata CBS 1993, 1497 nucleotides long. RefSeq lists its product as uncharacterized. Bases 1 to 1497 code for a protein of 498 amino acids. NCBI's taxonomy places the organism in Eukaryota, Fungi, Ascomycota, Pichiomycetes, Pichiales, Pichiaceae. The record is from RefSeq and is a predicted model, not a curated record. The transcript has a single exon. Gene Ontology annotation, molecular function: aldehyde dehydrogenase (NAD+) activity.
AUGACAAAACUUCAACAGCAAAUCACUUUGCCCAAUGGGCUUGUGUACACUCAGCCUUUGGGACUUUUCAUCAACAAUGAGUUUGUUGCUGCGAAGUCUGGAAAAACCUUCGAUGUGAUCAACCCAGCCACUGAGGAGUUGCUGGCCUCUGUCCAAGAGGCUGGAGUUGAAGAUAUUGACGCUGCAGUGGAUGCUGCCGAAGCUGCUUUCAACGAUGGUGUUUGGGCCAAGCAAGAACCUCUUGAACGUGGAAUUUUGCUUAACAAACUUGCGGACGCAAUUGAAGCGGAGGCAGACUUGUUUUCUGCCAUCGAGAGUUCUGACAAUGGAAAGGCGCUUUGGUCUGCUCAAGGCGAUGUUGCUCUGGCUAUCAAGUACUUCAGAUCAACUGCAGGUUGGGCUGAUAAGAUCCGUGGGUCUAUCGUUGAUUCGGGCGAGACCCAUCUCAAUCUGAUCAAGCGUGAACCAUUGGGUGUGGUUGGUCAAAUCAUUCCCUGGAAUUUCCCAUUGCUGAUGCUUUCAUGGAAGCUCGGCCCUGCUCUGGCGACUGGUAACACGGUUGUGCUGAAGUCUGCAGAGUCUACUCCAUUAUCAGCGCUGUAUCUGGGAACUCUCAUCAAGAAGGUUGGGUUCCCACCAGGAGUGGUUAACAUCGUCUCCGGUUUUGGAAGACCAGCCGGUGAUGCCAUUACAAAGCAUCAACGUAUUAAGAAGGUGGCUUUCACAGGAUCGACUGCAGUUGGUCGCCAGGUGCUCAAGAACGCUGCUGAGUCGAACUUGAAGAAGGUCACUCUCGAGCUUGGUGGAAAGUCCCCAAACAUCGUUUUUGCAGAUGCAGAUGUGGCUGAUGCGGUCAAGCACAUUAUUGUCGGAAUUUAUUACAAUGCAGGAGAAGUUUGCUGUGCUGGAUCCCGUGUCUACGUCCAAGACACUGUUUACGACAAGGUGCUUGCAGAGUUCAAGGUGGCAGCAGAAAAGGUGAAGGUUGGUGAUCCUUUUGAGGAAGGGGUCUUUCAAGGAGCUCAAACCUCGGAGAAACAGCUUAAUUCCAUCCUGAAUUACAUCAAGGUUGGAAAGGAGGAGGGUGCUCGUGUGAUCACUGGAGGUGAACGUUUUGGAACCAAGGGUUACUUUAUCAAGCCAACCAUCUUCGGAGAUGUAACUGAGGAAAUGAAGAUUGUCAAAGAGGAAAUCUUUGGACCUGUGGUAUCUAUUACCAAGUUCUCCACUGUUGAUGAGGCUGUCAAACUCGCCAACAACUCGAACUACGGUCUAGCUGCUGGAGUUCACACUGCUGAUCUCAACCGUGCAAUUGAUGUUUCGGGAAGAAUCAAGGCUGGGACUAUCUGGGUUAACACUUACAAUGAUUUCCACCAUAUGGUUCCAUUUGGAGGCUAUGGUGAGUCUGGUGUUGGCCGUGAGCUUGGUGCAGAAGCGCUCGAGAAUUACACACAGGUCAAGGCUGUUCGUGUUGGCUUGAAGAAGGUUUUCAAAUGA